This is a messenger RNA of Hylaeus anthracinus, 1034 nucleotides long. RefSeq lists its product as uncharacterized. NCBI's taxonomy places the organism in Eukaryota, Metazoa, Arthropoda, Insecta, Hymenoptera, Colletidae. The record is from RefSeq and is a predicted model, not a curated record. The transcript has 2 exons. Bases 64 to 828 code for a protein of 254 amino acids.
AGCAUUGUCGAUUUUGGACAUAUUUUUGCAGAAUUGCAAAAACUGUCCAACCACAAUCCGAACAUGUGCAUUUUCACUAAUCUGGUCAUUACGAAAACGAUCCGUUAUGGGUUGAAAACCAAGUAUUUUGUCGAAUGUCAAAUGUGUCGUUUUAAAGAUAACUUCUGGAGCGAACCGACAGACGACAACAUAUUGGAUAUCAAUAGAGAUGCCGUAUACGGUACUCUAUUAACAGGGACUGGCCACACACAGUUAGAAGAACUGUUGGCUGCUAUCGAUGUUCCAUGCAUGUCUAAUAAAACGUAUCUAAAGUAUGAAAGCGAAGUAUAUAAAGCUUUUGCUGACGCCGCCGAAGAAGAAAUGCGAUUUGCCGGCGAAGCGGAAAAACAAUUAGCAAUUGCAAGAGGUGACCUAAUCAAUGGUAUCCCUCAUAUACCUGUGGUAACGGAUGGUUCAUGGAUGAAGAAAUCGUAUCGCGGUGGUGGUUACGAUUCUCCGUCUGGAAGCGCCUUUAUCGUAGGUUAUUAUACGCGAAAGAUAUUAUUCGUAGAUUUCCCACCGUACCCGAACCUUGUUGUGAAGAAGAUUGAAUGCAUAAAUCAUCUUCUUCGCAAUUUGGCAAACAAAAUACGAGACGCGGGUAAUGGUGCCUCAUAUUUAAAAGCAAUAGUUUCGAGUAGUGAUUCGAAAAUUAGAAACGCUGUAGUAAAGGCUGUAACGUAUCGCCGCAAUAGCCAAGUAUCUUGGGAACGCAAAAUUGCUGGUUUAAUGAAAGAUUUACAAAAUAUACCUAGCCAUGUGUUUGGCGAACACAAAGAUUGUGCCUAGUUACAAUAUUUUUGCAACGGAAAUUCAAAAGAGAACGAGGCAAAUCUUGUUCCCAAAUUGCAAAACGCGCGAGUAUAUUGUAAAAUCGAAAGUGGAAUGAAACGUUUGGUAGUGAAUGCGGAAAGUUUAUUGUACAAUUAUACCAGCAAUUCUGUGGAAAGCUGCAAUGCAAUUAUUUGCAAAUUUAUUGGCGGGAAACGGACGCA